AUGGGUGCUGCGAAUGGCAGUGGUAAUGCUGAAACUAUGGAGCAUCAAUCUACUCUUGGCAAAUAUAGAAGUAACAGAUCGCCUAUGCGCUCUAGGUCUCAUAAUCAGUUGACCAGAAGCGAAAACUCACCUAUAGUGCAAGAGGAAUCUAUAAUCGAACGAUUUUCUAAUAUUGGUAUUAGUAAAACCAAUCCUCUCAGACUUAUUGACAAUUAUCUCAAUGAACGACUUGUGUCCCUUGAAGAAGCUCUUGAACCUGUCGUUGUUCAAAUUGAUUCUUUGCCUUCCUAUAUUGAAAAAGCUAAAGCCAAGUGUCACUAUCCAUCAGAAUAUCGUCUUACUCUUGAUGAAUCAGCUGCUAUCUACAUUUAUACAAUGAAAUGGGAGGGCCAAUGUCUCUAUGAUCAAUUGCAAGCAGCAUGGGCAUCUGAAGAUCGAUCGGAAAUGAAGCCAUGGUUUAAAUAUCUGAAGUUAUUCAGAAGAGCACUUGAUAAAUUACCUAGCACAAAUGAUGAAAUUUGGCAAGGGACUCAUUAUGAUGAGACUCUCAACGAGACAUUAGCUUCAGAGUCAUCAUCGUUCUAUUCUUCUAUGGCUUUAUGUUCACCAUCGAACAUGACUAUUGUAGAUUAUCUCCAGGCAAAUGUUGGUACAAAUUUGGUUAUUGUUGGUUUUAAGUCUGUAAAUGGGAAAUCAAUAUCACAUUAUUCAGCUAAUCAAUCAAAGCAGAUCAUGCUAUGGCCUGGUAUAAAGAUGGAUGUAGCAAGAAUGAUCAUGGUAAAUGAAACUAGUUCAGUGAUUGUACAUGUCGUAGGAUCGACUAAUCCUCGCGUAUUAAUGGCGACCAAAUCGCAAGCAAUUGAAAGACAUUUUAAAUGUCGAAAUAAAGCUUAUAGAUGUUCACUUGACAUGUAA
Messenger RNA from Rotaria socialis, 915 nucleotides. The record is from the annotation of a GenBank genome assembly. NCBI's taxonomy places the organism in Eukaryota, Metazoa, Rotifera, Eurotatoria, Philodinida, Philodinidae.